GCGUUGGCCACGUCAUCGCCGGGCUCCGUUUGCCAGCCGGGCAGUGAAUGGUGGGAACAAAGAUGGCCGCCGUGGCCGCCGCCCCGCGAGAGAGGCAGACAGUGGCUUUGAAGCGUAUGUUGAAUUUCAACGUACCUCAUGUUAAAAACAGCACUGGCGAACCAGUAUGGAAGGUGCUCAUUUAUGAUAGAUUUGGCCAAGAUAUAAUCUCUCCUCUGCUAUCUGUGAAGGAGCUGAGAGACAUGGGAAUCACUCUCCAUCUGCUGUUGCACUCCGAUCGAGAUCCUAUUCCAGAUGUUCCUGCAGUGUACUUUGUGAUGCCAACUGAAGAAAAUAUUGACAGAAUGUGCCAGGAUCUUCGAAAUCAACUCUAUGAAUCAUACUAUUUAAAUUUUAUUUCUGCUAUUUCAAGAAGUAAACUGGAAGACAUUGCAAAUGCAGCAUUAGCAGCCAGUGCAGUGACACAGGUAGCCAAGGUUUUUGAUCAGUAUCUGAAUUUUAUUACUUUGGAAGAUGACAUGUUUGUAUUAUGUAAUCAAAAUAAGGAGCUUGUUUCAUACCGUGCAAUUAACAGACCAGAUAUCACAGACACGGAAAUGGAAACCGUUAUGGACACUAUUGUUGAUAGCCUCUUCUGCUUUUUUGUUACACUGGGUGCUGUUCCUAUAAUCAGAUGCUCAAGAGGAACAGCAGCAGAAAUGGUAGCAGUGAAACUAGAUAAGAAACUUCGGGAAAAUCUGAGAGAUGCAAGAAACAGUCUUUUUACAGGUGAUACACUUGGAGCUGGCCAAUUCAGCUUCCAAAGGCCUUUGUUAGUCCUUGUUGACAGAAACAUAGAUUUGGCAACUCCUCUUCAUCAUACUUGGACAUAUCAAGCACUGGUGCAUGAUGUACUGGAUUUCCACUUAAACAGGGUUAAUCUGGAAGAGUCUUCAGUAGUGGAAAAUUCUCCAGCUGGUGCUAGACCAAAGAGAAAAAAUAAGAAGUCUUACGAUUUAACUCCAGUUGAUAAAUUUUGGCAGAAACAUAAAGGAAGUCCAUUCCCAGAAGUUGCAGAAUCAGUCCAGCAAGAACUAGAAUCUUACAGAGCACAGGAAGAUGAGGUCAAACGACUUAAAAGCAUUAUGGGACUAGAAGGAGAAGAUGAAGGAGCCAUCAGUAUGCUUUCUGACAAUACUGCUAAGCUAACUUCAGCUGUUAGCUCUCUACCAGAACUUCUUGAAAAAAAAAGACUUAUUGAUCUCCAUACAAAUGUUGCUACUGCUGUUUUAGAACACAUAAAGGCAAGAAAACUGGAUGUAUAUUUUGAAUAUGAAGAAAAAAUAAUGAGCAAAACUACUCUGGAUAAAUCUAUUCUGGAUAUAAUAUCAGACCCUGAUGCAGGAACUCCGGAGGAUAAAAUGAGGCUGUUUCUUAUCUAUUACAUAAGCACACAGCAAGCACCUUCUGAGGCUGACUUGGAGCAGUAUAAAAAAGCUUUAACUGAUGCUGGAUGCAACCUUACUCCCUUACAAUAUAUCAAACAAUGGAAGGCUUUUGCCAAGAUGGCCUCAGCUCCUGCCAGCUAUGGCAACACUACCACUAAGCCAAUGGGUCUCUUAUCACGAGUCAUGAACACAGGAUCACAGUUUGUGAUGGAAGGAGUGAAGAACCUGGUUUUAAAACAGCAAAAUCUACCAGUAACUCGUAUUUUAGACAAUCUCAUGGAGAUGAAGUCGAACCCUGAAACUGAUGACUAUAGAUACUUUGAUCCCAAAAUGCUGCGGGGCAAUGACAGCUCAGUUCCCAGGAACAAAAACCCAUUCCAAGAGGCAAUUGUUUUUGUGGUGGGAGGAGGCAACUACAUUGAAUAUCAAAAUCUUGUUGACUACAUAAAGGCAAAACAAGGCAAACACAUUCUGUAUGGCUGCAGUGAGCUUUUUAAUGCUACACAGUUCAUGAAACAGCUGUCACAACUUGGGCAAAAAUAACAGAUGAACCUUCGUAAAAAGUCAAUAUCCUAACAGUGAAACUCUACUUGGUAAUUUGUUAAAGAAAUUGAAUACUUAAUAUGUACUGAUUAAAAGAAUAAAGUAUUUCAAACAUAA
Molecule: messenger RNA, 2087 nt
Organism: Tupaia belangeri chinensis (Chinese tree shrew)
Lineage: Eukaryota; Metazoa; Chordata; Mammalia; Scandentia; Tupaiidae
Gene: SCFD1
Product: sec1 family domain containing 1
Biological process (GO): vesicle-mediated transport
Source: RefSeq, a predicted model, not a curated record